AUGUUUCCUACAAGUACACAGUGCAAAUUCUGGAUGUUCGGCAGUGAGGAAGAACUAAACAAGCUUAGAGAGAGCGCAAACACCAAACAUAUACAACGAUAUGGAAGGAAUGUCGGUGAAUCCUCUAAAUACGACUUUUUUCUCACACCGGAGGAAGAAAAAAUCAUGGUAAAACGCUUCGAAUUGCAUUUGAGAGACUUCUGUAAGAGAUUUCAACCUCCAAUGCCACGAUGCGUAAUUGGAACAGCUUUUCAUUACUUCAAAAGGUUUUACAUCCGUAAUUCUGUGAUGAAUUAUCACCCAAAAGAAAUUAUGGUGACAUGCAUAUACCUGGCUUGUAAAGUCGAAGAAUUCAAUGUCUCCAUCCAGCAGUUUGUUGCAAACAUUAAAGGAGAUAGAGAAAAAGCUACAGACAUUAUUCUAAACAACGAAUUACUUUUAAUGGAACAACUAGACUUCCAUCUAGCUAUUCACAACCCAUACAGACCGGUAGAAGGGUUAUUAAUUGACAUUAAGACUAGAGGCUCACUACAUGAUCCAGAAAGACUCAGACCUGGAACAGAACAGUUUUUGGAUAGGGCUCUUUUAACAGAUGCUAUAAUGCUGUAUUCACCUAGUCAAGUCGCGUUAGCUGCAGUGCUUCAUGCCGCUUCGAAGCUUCAAGAAAACCUUGAUUCAUAUGUUACAGAUAUUCUUUUUGGAGAAGGUGGUAGAGAUAAGUUAGAAAUUUUGAUUGAUGCUGUUAGAGCUAUAAGGUCAAUGGAAAAAAUGGCUGAUUCUCCACCAGAUAAAAACCUUAUAAAAGUCUUAGAUAAAAAGUUAGAAAAGUGUAGAAAUCCUGAGAAUAAUCCUGAUAGUGAGAUAUAUAAGAAGAAAAUGCAAGCAAUGUUAGAUGAAGAUGAUGAUUUGUAUAAUGCAAUAUCUCAGCAAAAUCAAAUAAGAGAUUCUUCAGCUUUGAAUAUGAGUCUCCCAGCUUCACCAGAAGUAGCUUAAAUUUAUUUAUUUGUAAAAUUUUAUGGUUAUAUAUGGUUAUAUAUGGUGGUAUAGUUU
Sitophilus oryzae (rice weevil) is the source of this 1050-nucleotide messenger RNA. Its product is annotated as cyclin-H. Gene Ontology annotation, molecular function: cyclin-dependent protein serine/threonine kinase regulator activity. Gene Ontology annotation, cellular component: nucleus; transcription factor TFIIK complex. The transcript is spliced from 6 exons. The record is from RefSeq and is a predicted model, not a curated record. NCBI's taxonomy places the organism in Eukaryota, Metazoa, Arthropoda, Insecta, Coleoptera, Curculionidae. The coding region runs from base 1 to 993 and encodes 330 amino acids. Gene Ontology annotation, biological process: regulation of cyclin-dependent protein serine/threonine kinase activity; DNA-templated transcription; regulation of transcription by RNA polymerase II.